Syzygium oleosum is the source of this 519-nucleotide messenger RNA. RefSeq names its product receptor-like protein 9DC3. The coding region runs from base 1 to 519 and encodes 172 amino acids. NCBI's taxonomy places the organism in Eukaryota, Viridiplantae, Streptophyta, Magnoliopsida, Myrtales, Myrtaceae. The record is from RefSeq and is a predicted model, not a curated record. The transcript is spliced from 2 exons. Gene Ontology annotation, molecular function: protein binding.
AUGAAUAGAGAAGAUGGGCAAGACGGAUCAUUGUACAUGAAGCAGUCUUUCCAAUGGAGAUCAUAUGAAAAUUCGGUGACUGUGACGAUGAAAAGGCUAGAGAUUGAGUUAGUGAAGAUCUUGACAGUCUUCACCACCAUUGACUUGUCACACAACUCUUUCCAAGGGGAUAUCCCGGGAGUUAUUGGACAUCUUCACUCUCUUAUAGGGCUCAACCUUUCUCAUAACCACCUUACUGGCUUAUGUGGAACUCCAUUGCCAAAAUCAUGCCCUAGUGAUGCUCAACCUCCUCCACAGUCGUCCUUGUCGACUUUUGACCCCGAAGUGCAUGAAUGGUUCAAGCAGAAAGUGGUGUGGCUUGGUUAUGCAUCUGAAAUCGUAAUUGGGAUUUCCAUAACAUACAUGGCAUUUGAAAUGGGAAGGCCCAAAUGGCUCGUGCAAGUUGUGAGAAUCUUGAAGAAAAGAGCAGCCGAGUGGAUGGAGAAGUCAAAGCGAAAAGCCAUCAAAUUUCAUGGAUAA